This is a messenger RNA of Toxoplasma gondii ME49, 5605 nucleotides long. RefSeq lists its product as hypothetical. The transcript is spliced from 2 exons. Bases 2176 to 5325 code for a protein of 1049 amino acids. The record is from RefSeq and is a predicted model, not a curated record. Lineage: Eukaryota; Apicomplexa; Conoidasida; Eucoccidiorida; Sarcocystidae.
CCCGUCUCAUUAGCUAUCCACGUUCCCUGUAGGCACUCGUGUUAUAGGCGAUAAAAGUGAAUGCCACUUCUGUUUCUUCCGGUUUCAUUGUUAAUUGAUUGCUUCAGUGAAACCACAAGAAUGAGUUGUAUCCAUGGUGUGCAGAAACACCACUAGGGAGGUCUCCGUUUUCUUCUACUAGCUUGAUGGUUGCGCUACGUCGGUCGUCGUGAGUGGGAAGUGCCCAUAGGUCGAGACACAUUGCCACUAUGGUGAGCUGCUACGGUGAGGUCGCCCCAGUCGCAGCCGGUUCCGCGAGAUCGCGCUUCGCAGAGUUAACCGUCGACCCCCAGCAGAUAUGCUGUCGACGCCACUAUGUAGUGUAAGUAAGCGUCGACGCCGCAGGAGGAACCCUUGUACAUUCAAACUUUUGUUUUUGACUGUCCUGUGAGGUAUUGUUUGAAACUGACGCUGUGGAGUUCAUGCUUCCAGCUCGCUGGCCGGCGUUCAUUUGGAACUCGCGGUGACGACCCUUUUUCACCCUCCCGGCCGGUUGACUGGAAAGUCGGGCGGCCGGGUUACCAUUGGUUUGCAGGUGAACCGAACUUGACGCGACCAGCAGUUGUGCGUGUGUGUGCACUCCAAGAACUGUGGGAAAGUGCGUGGUUCCGAGUUCCGGAAAAUGAUUCGGUAUCGUUGGAGCGUUUAUUUGUUCAGUUUCAUGUGGUGAAUGAGUGCCAACCGGCCUGCCUCACCUUGGAUCACGACGCGGGCAUCGUACGGGGUGGCCCGAAGAGUGCGUUCUUCGGAACGGCGAACGGAGCUUUGGUCAGCACUUUUUGUCUGGUACAUGCAACGGAAGACGACACUAAAAGUUGAAUGCGGCGCAGUUGUACCGGUGCAGGAUACAUGUUUUUCCACGUAACUGUGUCAGACGCUGGAGGGGGGACGUGAGACGCGUCUCUGGUGGUCGCUGCCAAGCUCUGCGGACAUCCGAGACCAUCGGUCGAGACGUCAAAGCGUCACGGGGAGCCAUGUCGUUAUCGGGUAGUUCGUUAAUGGUGAAGCAGUAAAUACCAUCAGAACAGUUUUCCUGUCGGCCCUUGAUUGGCUUUGGUUUUUCGGAUAGGUUUGUUCUAUAUGACGCACUGAGUUCGUUCAUGUUAGUGUGUACGCGUGUGGUGAACGGGUGAAGCUGUUCGAGACGAGUUUCACUUCGAGGGGCCAGGGGGAAUGUCAUGCAGGAAUUCCGUGAGCUCUUAUCGUCAGACCUUUCUCUGAAGGGGGGGGGAGGCAAAUUAUCAAGCGAGCAGGUGGAAGAACAACUGACUCGCACUGUAUGGACUAUCGUAGGCAGCCUGGGCUUAGGGCCACGGAGAGGGGAAUGGAACCGUUUUUUUAAAGGCCUACUGUGCCGGCACUAGUUCUCCUCGCGGUUCCGUAGUUUUCUUGCCAGUGUCUGUCCACAGUUUUCUUUUAUUCCUUAACGGUAAGAAUGACCAGCACUUGAAGACGCCAAGGGGCUUGGCAGACUAACGGCAUUGCUUUCUUCGGUCGCAUGUAGAACAACUGACUCCGGCGAUGGUGUACUCACACGAAAACCGUAUCCUUGUAGUGACGUGCAUCGUGCUGGUGGUCGUGUGAUAACGAGCACUUGGGCGUUUGUGUUUCGUCUCUUUGUGAAGCCUGGGUUAGCUUGCAGCCACACUUUUCUCCCGCGAGGACAACCGUUCGAGCAUGUGGUCUUUCACACAGUCAGCGCUUGUUCGGCGACACGGGAGAAUAACAGGCAUGACGAAGAGUCGUACACGACACAACAGACUUGGUGGAUUAUGAUACAUUUUGCGUGUGGUGACUGGUCGUCGCUAGUAGAGAACUGUUUCGGUUAUUUCCGGUGAAGCAUACCAGAGAAGUUCUCUGUUGGAAUUCUUAUCGUAAAUUGCUUGUGUAGAUGCGCUAGACGAGGCUUACCUCUCAAAUGCCCAGCUGUUGGGGUUUGCGAGCGUUGAUUGGCAGAUGGUUAGCUAGGUGACGUAAAAACGGCUUGUGUGAUCUGCAUAGUGAGUUUCCCCUGAUCAAACAAUUGUCACUAGAGGUGGCUGAUUUGCAUGUGGGUUACGGUUUAUCCUGCGGAUGCUGCUACUCUUUGGAACAACAGAACGUACUGGGCGUUAAUUCGUGGUCAGUGCCAUCCGGAUGGUCCUGGGGCAACAGCGAGGUUUCGCGGCCAUGAUGCAAGGAUCUGAGUUCAUGACCGGGACGGAACGGUCCUUUCCGUUGGCAGAUGGUGACUAUCCGUUUAGCAUGGAGCCACCAUCUCCCACAGUUUCUGACGUGGAUGGUGGUGCGGUCACGCCAACUGGACUGCCUCGAAGUUUCAUCCCAUUACUCUCUAAUCGACUAUCGUCUCUUCAAGCCGACGUCAUCCGAGUGACCGAUACUUCGGGUCCAUGUGAGCAGAGUCUGGACAGAGACCCGAAGCACGAAUUUUCGCCAUGCCAUUCGGAGUCUUUCUUACUACAAGAAACCAGUCCGUUCACCCCUCCCACUCUUUCCGACUCGAGCGAUACCAGCUGGCUCGACCUGCGGCAUCCCCAUUCUCUCGAGGGUUGCCCCGAUGCAGAUGUGGGGUUCGGUCUUCUAGGAGUGCACUCUAAGGCACCAGGAGUUCUAGAACUUCUGACAAGGGAGGGACACGCAACAUCUGUCCCUGUGUCUCAAUGGGGAUGGAGUGGUGGCUCAGCGGACGUUACGGGGAGGAACGAGCGACGCACUCCGGAGAACGGUUGGCAAGCUCUUUCAGGUAAUGUUUCGGAAUACAGCAAGGCCACUCCACUGACGGAGCAAAGACCCUCCGUUAAGAUGGACUACAUCCAGGGCCAGGGAGGUCAGUCAGAAGGAACGCAGCUUUCGCAGACUGCAGUAGGUUGGGUGACCGACGGCGGGGAACGCUGCAGGGCAGCAGACGUUUCACCCCGUGAGACAACGAACGCUCGCGUUUUAUCCGAAUACCACGAGCCGGCUGGCAUGCAUUCAGGCGGACCCAACAAGACUGUGCCAGUGGAGUUCUCUGGCUCCGUUGUGACCGCUAGCACACAACCGUGUUCCACCACAUCGAGUCCACAGGACUGGAGCCCUGUGGUACAAAUGAAAUGUUCAACGUUUUCGCGGGAGCCUGCUGCAGACAUGGAGCCAGUGACUGCGUCCAAAUGGGGGCAGGUGACAGUUGACGCGAGCCAGGGGAAACUGCUUCAGGACGACGGGCAGUGCUCUGAGCAGCCGGGGCAAGGCUUGCGCCGUAUCACUGAAAAUCGGUGCAGCUACGGCUGGCAGACACAAGAUCCAGUUACCUCUUCAGGCACGACGAAUGUGCCACGACUAGCGGCUGCGUAUCACCAGGUCACCAGGAGCGUUUCGUGUGGCCCCCGUGACGAGCAGGGCAGACUUGGACAGUAUGACGAUGGGGCACAGGUGAAAAUCAAUCAGAUUUCGCGCUUCAUUGUAGCUCAAGGAAACAGGAUUGUUCCUUGUGAUUACGGAAGAGAUGUCACGCGGCAUUGUGUCCUGUAUGAGAGGGAAGCAUACGAAUCGGGCCGCACCGUAAGGCCAACCAAAGCCUCAUUUUCUGAGGUUUGUAUUAGUCCAUCCUCUUUAACCCGCUCCACGACAGCAACUUCUUUGACGGGAACUCCGCCUGAGAAAGUCGACACCUCGUGGAUGACCUCCUCUUCGACAUGGUCAGAGACUGAUUCUGAACACGGCAGGGGCAUACCCGGAUGCAGCCGCGAAGUCCCGUCUGGUCGAAUUCCUCGAGAGGCAUAUUCAGCGAAGCAGGGGCAGGCGUUGCCAGGUGGUGCGGUUACAGGGACAGAGUACCACGGCACCGAUCCCAUGUGGUCGACUGUAAUCUCUGUCGCGGCGCAAACCCGCCACGUUCAGAGGGCAACUGGUGUGCUUUGGAACAGAAACGAAGGGCCAGGGUGGAACUCCGGUGGCAGGUGGGACCUGAGAGAACCACCGCAUUCUCUUGGGCAGUUUCACGUAAACAAGUCACCACUUGUCUCGUCGUGGAGUGUCACUGGAAUAGACCAGAAGAGGGAGAACGUAUGGUCACGACAGUGCCCUGAGCAUGCGCUGUCCGUUCCGCCAGCAAUCCACUGUUCCAGUUUCGUAGUGCCACCAAUGACGAGUGCCACCCCUGACGUCGCUGAGCCCGCUGAUGACCCACAUUUAGGCCAGCAGGUCUUCCGCCCUAUAGAGAACGGUCGUUAUCUGAAAAACACUCCACCUCCAGCUCCGUUUCAUGGAAGUCUCCGCGCUGGGUCGUUCGUUGGCCACUUCCCCUACGCAGGACGUUGUGGUGAGGCGAAUGCGUUCAUUACAAAACGUGGUCUACCAAUAGGUCAUUCUGCACAGGCGGCCCAUAACACAGCAAAUGGGACUUCUUAUCACCAGUACGGGGAAACAGCGGCUGACAGAGUAGAAACAAACAGCCAGAUUUUAAGCGGUCCUGCGUGCAUGAACCGCCCCAGCGAGUCAUCUCUCGGGUCGAACACGGGAAGGGAUUACUUUACUGUGUGUUCCUCUCCAUCAGCUUCCGAGAGCAUUGCUGAAACAAACCCUUUUACCGUUCGCUGUGCCCAGCAGUUUGGGAUUAACACGAAUGAGAUGACUGAAGCGACACUAAAGAACGGGUAUGAGUCGAAUGUUGUGGGGUCUCGUUGUGGAACAGACGUGGUUACUGCCACGAACAACAAGCGAGCCAGAUUGGAUUCAGAAGGGAUCACAUUUUUGAAUGAGGGUAAUCUCUUCAAGAAAACUCGCAGGACGGCGGGAGAGAGGAAGGAGAUGGAGGACAACAAAGCUGUCACUCAAGAUUCCCGAGCAACUCCAUCUGUUUUCCCUGAAAUGGAAGCAGGAGACUGGCACACGCUAGCGCCAGAGGCUGGCGAGUGUUGUGGGGAGGGGUCAGAACGGUUCGAAGAUGAUUCAGGCGGUCAAGGUGACGAGGACAGUAAUUUGCAGUGGCAUGAAGGUUUUACUCUUCCUCUUGGCAAAGAUGGCCGUGGGGAACUGAUUAAGAGAAUGAGAAGUGUCCAUAAGGCGGAUCGAGAAUUCUGUCGCUUCAGUUUAGAGGGCAUGGGAAUCGAUUUCAAGCGAUUGGCCCACGCAACUGUUGAGGAGCUGUGGAAGAUUGCUUACCGAUGGGGACUAUUCGGCUACGCAGUCAAGCUGUCGAAGAAGUAUGGGAAGACAACGACCAGCCAAUCACGGAAGAAGAAUGUACAAGCCGCGCCAGUUCCAAACCUUCAGGCCGUUUCUGUAAUAUGCGAUCACACCAGGUGACCGUGUAAAGGGAUCAUUUUGCACGUGGGAACUAACACUACAUUCUGCUGUUCAGACUUAAAUGCAUCUUUAAACUUUUGUAGCAUGUAUUUGACGAUGUGGUACGUGAUCAGUAGUUCUACUCCCCCAGCAGUAGGGGACAGUAUUCAUUUGUACACAUAGCAUGAAGCGAAAUAUUUCGUGCGAUCCUCCUGCGCACUGGAUGGACGUUACCGAAUUCCUUGGGUUGACAAAACAAUACAAAACGUUGGACGAAAUCUGACAAAUGCGCCUCCUUGUC